Molecule: messenger RNA, 2242 nt
Organism: Diabrotica balteata
Lineage: Eukaryota; Metazoa; Arthropoda; Insecta; Coleoptera; Chrysomelidae
Source: the annotation of a GenBank genome assembly
UAAACAUAACCUGUGAAAGAUUUAAAAAUAAUUUUGAAAGUUUUAAUUUUCUCUAGAUAGUAAACUUUUAAUUUUCUACUAUAGUGAGUUUAAUACGGACUGUCAUAGUUUUUCCAAUGCAUUCAGUUAAGCAAAUUUGCAAGCCAAAUAUUGGCAGCAAUUUACAAAACAUCUUGAGACAUCUCUCCUCAACAGAAUGUUCAAAGAAACACUAUGAUAUUGUUAUUGCUGGUGGUGGAAUGAUUGGAACAACUCUUGCAUGUGCUUUAGGAAAAAACUCAAGAUUUUCGGGAAGAAAAAUUUUACUAUUAGAAUCUACCAAGGAUAUACCAUUUGUUUUGUCUGAAAAAUAUAGUAAUAGAGUUGUGUCUCUCACACCAGGAACAAAAAAGCUCUUAAACAAUAUUGGCACAUGGAAACAUAUUGAAGAAGCCAGAUUUGCUACAGUAAAGAGACUACAGGUUAUGGAUGCUUUGUCUGAUGCUUCAAUAACCUUUGGGGAAAUAAAAUCUUCUGAUGAUGUUUCCUACAUUGUAGAAAAUAACUUAAUAUUGCAUUCUGCAAAGCAAGAAAUAAAAAACACCAAUGUUGAGAUCCUCUAUGAAUCCAAAGUAAAAAAUUACCAACUACCAGGUGUUGAUGAUUGUCAAGUUAAUAUUUUUCUUGAAAAUGGUAACCAAUAUACAUGUGAUUUAUUGAUUGGCUGUGAUGGUGUAAAUUCUAAAGUUAGACAGACAAUGGGUGUACACUAUUUAAAUUGGAAUUACAACAGCACCGGUGUCGUAGCUACGCUCAAGUUCUGCGAGGAGUUUGACAAUUCCAUCGCGUGGCAACGUUGGUUGCCUACAGGACCUCUAGCUCUACUCCCGCUCAACAGUUCCCAAAGCUCUAUCGUAUGGUCCACUACAGCUGAAGACGCCAAGCGAUUACUAAAAUUAACUAACGAACAGUUUGUUGAUGCAGUAAACGAAGCCUUUUGGAAAGUUUUUAAACGCAGUACCACCAUUGAUCAAGCGGUACGGUCGUUUGACACUUUGCUUAGAGCUACAAAUUGUCCUGCCGAUGUUCAUCGUACUUAUCCUCCAAAAGUUUCCAGUAUAGAAGAAGGAAGCAGAGCUGCUUUUCCGUUAGGAUUUGGCCACGCUACAAAUUAUAUCGGAAAAGGAGUAGUUCUUGUGGGAGAUGCAGCACAUAGGGUACAUCCACUUGCAGGUCAAGGUGUUAAUCUAGGAUUUGGAGAUGUAGCUUGUCUUAACAAGGUUUUGGGCGAAACAGUGUAUUCUGGCAGCUCUUUAGGAAAUGUCAGCUACCUUAAAGAAUACGAAACCAAAAGACAACGGGAAAAUUUGACUACCAUGGUGGCCCUGGAAGGAAUGUAUAGAUUGUAUCAUACAGAAUUUACCCCGAUAGUCCUUCUCAGAAGUCUUGGUGUACAAGCUGUUGAUGUUUUAAGUCCUUUAAAGAAAAUGAUCGUUAAGCAUGCUUCCUCAUAAAAAAAUUCACCUUCUGGGCGACAACCCCAACACCGAGCCAAGAAAGUCUUCUGAUUGGUUUGUAAAUUGUAUCAAUUUUUAUUUAAAAUAUUAUAUCUUGUAUAUAACGUGAUAUUAGUUAUAAUAAAAAUCAAAAUUUAAAAGAAAUGUUUGGAUUCCAUUGCUUAUUUUCCUUCCUGUACUAAUUUAUUUUACCUUUACAUGUAAUAAGGCCAGAUGGAGCGGAAAACUUCGAAGGAUAUAAGCGGGAUUCUAAACGUUAGUAAACCUGGGUAACUGCUGCAUUUGUAAGAGGAAAGUAAUAGCGAGGUGCAUUCUUUUGGUGAGGUUGGCAAUGAAGCUUGGGUGUCUUAUCUACCUGAGUUGCCAACAUGACUUACCAGUCCUGAAUCUAUGCCAGACUUGACGAAAACUGCCAGAAGGAUUCCAAUAUGUAAAACGGAUGAUACUUUAGUCUUACCUUGCCUGCCAUAUAAGAAAAAAAUGGCGUUAGAUUACUUACUAUUAUUUUCUGAGAGUUCUACUGAAUACUUAAAAACUGAAGUGCUUAAAUCUUAUCCAUUUAUACCAUAAUAUAUACCACUUAGUACUAUAGCUCCCGUGAAGAUAGUAUGGAGGACUUAUCGCAGCUUUCUCUUUAUAAAUAAACAAAAAUAUUCUUUCUGACCAAUAUUCCCAUGAUUUCCAAUUUUGGAAUAGAUCUUAGUUUUUAACUUCCUAGAAGAUGUCAACUGCCCUAAAUUUUAAAG